UUCGCGGACGCGUCUGAGCAGCUGAUGCUGUUUCCCGUGACCCGCCGUCUCUAUUGUAUAUGUGUGACUCCACAGGCCAGUGCCUCGACUAACUAUCAUGGACAGAUUUUUCAUGUAUUUCUGGAUGGUAUCAGAGGACAACCCCGGACUCUCUGAAGACGCAUGAGAUAGACGUGUAAAGUCAUGGAUUUCCCAGGACAUUUUGAGCAGAUCUUCCAGCAGCUGAACUACCAGCGGCUGCAUGGACAGCUGUGUGACUGCGUGAUCAUGGUUGGCAGCCGUCAUUUCAAGGCCCACCGUGCUGUGCUGUCCGCCUGCAGUACGCAUUUCCGAGCAUUGUUUACUGCUGCCGAGGGAGACGCCAGUACAAGGAUGAUCCAUCUGGACUCGGAAGUGGUGACGGCUGAAGCGUUUGCUGCACUGAUUGACAUGAUGUACACAUCCACACUGAUGCUAGGAGAGAGUAACGUCAUGGAUGUCUUGCUGGCCGCUUCUCAUCUGCAUCUAAACACUGUGGUGAAAGCUUGUAAGCACUACCUUACAACUCGCACUCUACCCAUGUCUCCCCCGGCAGAUCGUGGUGGUCAGCCGCAACAAGCAGCAGCAGCAGCUGCCAACUCUCAUCUCCAGCGCUCAUUUCUGCUGCAACAGCUCGGCCUGAGCCUGGUCAGUUCUGCCCUGAGUGGGGCUGAAGAUGGGGGAACAGGGACCGGGAGGAGAACGGGUUCAGCGUGCGCUAGCGGGUUGGUGGAUCAGCACGGUUCUCACCCGACACGCCGUUUCCUGAAGCGCAAACAGCCCUUGUCCCUGAUCGCUUCGCGCUUUAGUCAGUCUAGUCACUUGUACAAGCACUCAAAAACAACCUGCUUACGAUGGCAGAGCAGCGAUAUGUCUAACGCCCUGCUCUAA
Sinocyclocheilus rhinocerous is the source of this 909-nucleotide messenger RNA. Its product is annotated as zinc finger and BTB domain-containing protein 5-like. The record is from RefSeq and is a predicted model, not a curated record. Lineage: Eukaryota; Metazoa; Chordata; Actinopteri; Cypriniformes; Cyprinidae. Gene Ontology annotation, biological process: regulation of transcription by RNA polymerase II. Bases 184 to 909 code for a protein of 241 amino acids. Gene Ontology annotation, molecular function: RNA polymerase II cis-regulatory region sequence-specific DNA binding; protein binding; DNA-binding transcription factor activity, RNA polymerase II-specific. The transcript has 2 exons.